AUGACGGAGGUUCAAUUACAGGAAUUUAAGCUCGAACCUGAUUCAGAGCUUCGUUUUGAGGUUGAAUCUAAGAACGAGAAAGUGGUGCUCGAGGUUAAGAGCGGUUAUGCUGAGCUAUUCGGCACAGAACUGGUUAAGGGGAAACCAUACGAAUUCCACACAGGUGCCAAGGUAGCAGUGUUCACGUGGCAUGGCUGCACUGUUGAACUUAGAGGUAGAACCGAAGUUAGCUAUGUGGCUAAAGAAACACCAAUGGUAAUCUACUUGAAUGUACAUGCAGCAUUAGAGCAACAGCGAGUUGCUGCUGAACAGGAAAACACAAGGGGACCAGUGACCAUGAUUGUAGGUCCCACCGAUGUAGGGAAAUCAACUCUUACUCGCUUGCUACUUAACUAUGCAGUGAGGAUGGGAAGGAGACCUAUAUAUGUUGACUUGGAUGUUGGUCAGGGUCACAUCAGUGUUCCAGGAACAAUUGGGGCUCUGCUUGUGGAGCGUCCAGCAUCUAUUGAGGAAGGAUUUAGCCAGCAAGCUCCACUAGUGUAUCAUUUUGGCCACAAAUCACCCGAGGAAAAUAUCGAGCUAUAUAAUACAAUUGUCUCCAGACUAGCAGAAGUCAUUGCUGAGAGAUGUGAGAAUAAUAAAAAAGCAUCAACAUCUGGGGUUAUCAUCAAUACAUGUGGUUGGAUCAAAGGUGCUGGUUAUAAAGUCCUCACGCAUGCUGCACAGGCCUUUGAAGUAGAUGUUAUACUAGUUUUAGAUAAUGAGAGGCUAUACAAUGAGCUGAAAAGGGACAUGCCCAAGUUUGUCAAAGUUGUGUAUUUACCGAAGAGUGGAGGGGUGGCCGAGCGUUCAGGGGCGCAAAGGGCGGAGGGGCGCGACGCUCGCAUCCGCGAAUACUUCUACGGGCGCCGCACACCCUACUACCCGCACUCGUUCGACGUCAAGUUCUCAGACCUCAAGAUCUACAAGGUGGGCGCGCCGUCGCUGCCCGACUCGUGCAUGCCGCUGGGCAUGCGCGCGGAGGAGGCGCUCACCAAGCUGGUGGGCGUGGCGGCGGGGCCGGCGCUGCAGCACCGGCUGCUCGCCGUCUCCUUCGCGGCGGAGCCCGACGACCAGGUGCCGCACUGCAACCUGGCCGGCUUCGUCUGCGUGACGGCUGUGGACACUGAGCGACAGACCAUGACGAUCCUGUCGCCUCAACCCCGACCACUGCCCACUACGGUGCUGCUCCUCUCCGAGUUGCAGUAUAUGGAUAAUCAU
Messenger RNA from Iphiclides podalirius (scarce swallowtail), 1260 nucleotides. Lineage: Eukaryota; Metazoa; Arthropoda; Insecta; Lepidoptera; Papilionidae. The record is from the annotation of a GenBank genome assembly.